Molecule: messenger RNA, 2030 nt
Organism: Stylophora pistillata
Lineage: Eukaryota; Metazoa; Cnidaria; Anthozoa; Scleractinia; Pocilloporidae
Source: RefSeq, a predicted model, not a curated record
UAAUUGUGGUUCUGUUGUUGCCUGUCUUUACCUACAGGCAAAAUCGCACAGGCGCAGUACUUUUCUCGCCGCCUCGCUGCUCACUGUGUGAGCAACCAGUGGAGCAUGAAAGUUUUCGUUGAAUGCAAAUUUACCGUACCGGUUGCUGCAAGCGAAAGAAACCUUCGUUGGCCACAUCACUCCUAAAGCUACCAGAUAAUUCAUUGCGCAAAAGUGGUUUUAAAACAUAGAGCAGUAGGGAAUCCUCUAUCAAAAAGGUUUCAUAAGGAAGGAAGUCCCAAGUCCAAGAAACUGAUUAACUUAGCUACGGACACACUACGAUUCCUCAGGAUCAAACAACAGAACAUAUAGUGAGGAAAUUUUCUGAAAGUGAAACGAAAAUGUGGCUGGUCCUUCCCAUUUUUGCAUUAGAAUUACUAGAUGUAGCUGUGUCUGCCCAAAGAGCCAAAAGUUUGCCAAAUGUUAUCUGUCAAACGCAUGAGACCAUUAUCCCCGUAGAUCCAAUCAAUCAUGGCUAUUACCCGUUCUAUGUGGAACUUCAUCGCUGUGUUGGCUCCGCGAGCACAAUUUCUCCCAAAGUGCAGCAUUGCGUGGCUCAAAGAUACGAGGAAAUAAACGUUGAAGUCUAUUCGCGUGCCGAAAACUUUCGCCGGGCGACUGUCAACAUGAAAAAUCACACCAGCUGUGCUCCUGAAUGUGUAGCAAGUCCGAGUGACUGUGAUCUUGCAGUACAAGACUGGGACGAAAAUGUUUGCGCAUGCAGGUGCAGGUAUCCUGACGGACCACCCAAGGAACUCGCCUGUAAAGAAGGAUUUAGGUGGAAUAAUCAUAUAUGCGCAUGCGAAUGUAACCAAGCACCCAAGCACUGUCCAAUCAGAAUGACUUGGAGCAAAGACAUUUGCGGUUGCAAAUGUGAUAGCAGUGUCGUUAAUGACUGCACACAAAUGAAACUGGGGAUUGACGUUGACUGCCAGUGCGUGGAUGUGAAGGCGUUUCGCAGACAUAAAGAAGUUUACUCUCGGAACCGGAUGUUUAUAACACUCCUAAUAGGUCAAGGAGUCAUCAUCAUACUCCUCAUUUGUGCUCUGGUACACUGGGUACGAAAAAGAAACCAAAACAGCUCGGCUAACACCCCAAUCGACGGACCAGACUCGCACAAGACCGAUGAUGCCGUUAAUUCUCAAUACUUAAAGGUGGCUGUUGACUCUGCGUCUACAGAAUCCUUAGAAAUUGCGAAGGAAUCAAGUGACGACGACAGCUUCACAGCUCCUUUGUCCCCUGAAGUACGUGUUACGAACAUCUAAAAACCAUGCUUCAAUAUAACCAGUAUCUUGGGGACGAGAUGCCACAGAAGAAAUCAAAAGAGAAACAUUCACAGACAGACAAAAUGGAGAGUAAUGGUCCGUUCGACCCUAAAUUAACAAGGAAACUAUAGCAUAUACUUCGUUAAUGUCGAGAUGUAGCUGAUAGGCGACAGAUGUUCCGCCUCGCCCUAUUUGCGCAAGUACAGAGCUGAACUUAUAUGUAACUGACCUGAUUUGAAAAAGGCCUAACUCUGUGAUAAGAUCACCUACAAGAAAUGUUUUCUAUUAUCUUUAAUAGCCAAUAAUAUGAAGGCAGAUAGCAGUUGUCUGUUUCCUUUUCUAUGAAAAGAGAAGUUUGCUCUUAAAGAAUAUAUUUCAACAAUUAAUACAAAGUAACCCCCCCAAAUUGGAGGCAGAGUGAGUAGUGCUAAUAUCACGUUAUGUUUGUGUACCUCAGUGCUGAUAUAUUUACGAAUAUCUCUCUCUUUCUUAUUCCCCAUUCACAUCAGUAAAACGAGUUUACUUAAACCAGGUCUAACUGAAUGAAAAAACAGCAAUAGAGAACUGAAAAACUGAAUUUCCAUUGGAUGAAGUCAUCACUAACUUGUGUCUUCAAUUUGCUAAAUUGGAAGUCGACCAACAUCAGUUUAGGCUCUAUCCAUUGAGCUAACCUCCCGAUUAGCUCAAUGGAUAGAGCGCUGGACUGUUGUGCGGGAGGUCGAGGGU